Molecule: messenger RNA, 1742 nt
Organism: Sebastes umbrosus (honeycomb rockfish)
Lineage: Eukaryota; Metazoa; Chordata; Actinopteri; Perciformes; Sebastidae
Product: pannexin-1-like
Exons: 6
Coding region: 49-1230 (393 amino acids)
Biological process (GO): monoatomic cation transport; positive regulation of interleukin-1 production
Molecular function (GO): channel activity
Source: RefSeq, a predicted model, not a curated record
AAUAACCGCUCAGUAUCUUAUCUAUUUCUCACAUUUCUACACUCCGUCAUGGCGAUUGCGCACCUAGCCACCGAGUACGUGUUCUCAGACUUCUUGUUGAAUGACCCCACGGAGGCCAAGUAUAAAGGGGUGCGUCUGGAGCUCGCUGUGGACAAGAUAGUCACGUUUCUAGCCGUGGGGCUGCCUUUGUUCCUCAUCUCACUCGCUUUUGCUCAAGAGGUGUCCGUCGGUACCCAGAUCAGCUGUUUUGCGCCCAAUAACUUCUCUAUGAGACAGGCCACAUAUGUGGACUCAUUUUGUUGGGCAGCAGUACAGCAGCAAGCUGACGGCUCACCACUAUGGCUGCACAAGUUCUUCCCAUACAUCCUGCUCUCACUGGCCAUCCUCAUGUAUAUCCCAGCCCUGUUCUGGCGUUUCACUGCAGCUCCGCACCUCUCCUCUGACCUGAACUUCAUCAUGGAGGAGCUGGACCGCUUUUAUAAUCGUGCCAUCAGAAUGGCCAGGAAUCUAGCAUCCUUAGAUACCAAAGGUGCAUCUGCGGACACCCAGAGCAGUGCUUUGGAACUGACCGAGGGUUGCUUCAGAUACCCUUUAGUGGAGCAGUAUCUGAAGACCAAGCGCCUCUCUCACUGCCUUGUGGUCAAGUACCUAUUAUGUCGGGGCAUGACUCUGCUGAUCCUCCUGCUGGCCUGCAUCUACCUGGGCUACUACAUCCGACUGGCAUCUUUCACUGAUGAGUUUCCCUGUGACCUGCGUACAGGGGUGCUGAAGAAUAACAGCAUGGUGCCGUCGGCUGUGCAGUGUAAGCUCGUGGCAGUGGGUGUCUUCAGGCUGCUCAGUUACAUCAACUUGGGAGUAUAUGUGCUUCUUGCUCCGCUGGUGGUGUACGCUUCUCUUGGACCGGCUCGCCAGAGCUCCAGCUUCCUGCGGCCAUAUGAGCUGCUGCCGGGCUUUGGAUCUUUGAGUGUGGUCACGCCCUUCUACAACGACCUCAGUAUCUACCUGUUGUUCCUGCAGGAGAAUCUGAGCGAACUCAAAUCAUUUAAGUGUCUGCAGGUGCUUGAGUUGUUGCAAGAGGCUGGCGAUGAGGGGUUUGACACCAUGUGCCUGCUGCGAACUCUGGGUCAGGUGAAGACUGACGCGUUAGACAGUAAGAAGACAUGCUCACACAAGAUCUGCAAAGAAGACAAUAAAACCGAGGACAAUGAGCUCUUUCUGACUAGUUCCUGAAUGAUUGACCUGAAAAGGAUAAGCCCUGCUGUGAUGGAAGAGAACAAUGUGAGAAAAAACUGUACACUUAUCUGAAUUUCUGGUGGUGUAUUGACCUACAGCAGGUCAAUAAUCCAUAUAAAAAAAGAGGAGGCCUAUAUUCAUUCACACAGUCUGCAGUUUGGCCAACAGACAUUUUACCUCUCAGGUGUCUUAUUUUUAGUAAAUGUGAAUACUCCAAGUACAAGUGUCUCAGGUCUGAGGCGAUCUGCUGCUGACCUCUUUCUCAGGAUCUUAAAUGCCUUCCAAACAGAACUCAUAAUAUAAGCCACGUUCAUUGGACUGAAAUCUGUACAUUAAUUUUCCAGUCUCAAGAGCCCAUUUCCUGCCUUUUAUGUUAGAAUGAGAGACGUUUCUGAACACAGGGUUCAGAUGUAUUUGUAGUUGAUGUGGGGCAAUAAGAAGAUGUAGUGAUUGAUGAAAGUUUGUCCAUCCAAAGUGAGCAUAAAAUAAACAUGAAUGGAACCUCUGGA